This is a messenger RNA of Cyprinus carpio (common carp), 6124 nucleotides long. RefSeq names its product FHF complex subunit HOOK interacting protein 1Ab (gene fhip1ab). The record is from RefSeq and is a predicted model, not a curated record. Lineage: Eukaryota; Metazoa; Chordata; Actinopteri; Cypriniformes; Cyprinidae.
UAGAGCCCUUCUCCUGAACAUAUCAGACGUUUACUGCGACCGUUUCUCUCUUAUCUUCAUGUCAGCUGUUUGAAGCAGUCACUCUUACUCCUGCAGGUCCUGUGCUGAGAUGCCCUGAGACAGAGAGUGACGCCCAUCAGAGCUGCAUGAUGGUCUAGCUCCGCCCACUCUCUGUCAGAAUGCUGGCCUCGGUGGUCUCCGGUAAUAAUGGAGGGCGAGCGCUGACCCUGAAGGGUGUUGACCCAGAAACAUGUAUGAUCGUCUUCAAAAACCACUGGACACAGGUUCUGAGGAUCCUGGAGAAGCACGAUCCGGUUCGCGGCGGUGCCGUUGCUCUGCGGUUCGGCCCGAUCCCCGGCGAUGAGGCGAGCGCCGUGCAGAACUACGUGGAGCACAUGCUCUUCCUGCUGAUGGAGGAAGAAAGCGGUCAGGGUGGGGCCAUGGGGACCAUCCUGGAGUUCGUGGUUGUGGAGAACGUGAUGGAAAAGCUGUUUCUGUGGAGUCUGCGGCGCGAGUUCACCGACGACAUGAAGCUGGAGCAGCUGCGCAUGUACAAGAUGCUGGUGGCGCAAGCCAAACAACCUCUACUACACCACAAACCCAUCCUCAAACCUCUGAUGAUGCUGCUGUCUGCCUGCUCCAGCUCCUCCACCGUGGGGCCCUCAUCCUCCUGCACAGUGGGGCCCAAAAGCAGCAGCUCCGCCGCAGGGCUCACCUGCGCCGUGGGACCCAGCAGCUCUGCGGUGGAGGUGGAGCUGGUGUCUCUGCUGUAUCAGCUGUGCCAUGCGCUGGUCAAGGAAGCCUCCGUGCUGGAGCUGUUCUUCCACAGCAGUCAGGAUCAGGGAGCCGCCAACUUCCUGCUCUUCUCUCUGCUGUUCCCAUUCAUCCACCGCGACGGGACGGUCGGUGCCCAGGCCAGAGACGCCCUCACCCUCAUCAUGAGCCUCUCUUCUCACAACAACCUGGUGGCCAAACACAUCGUGGAGAACACAUACUUCUGCCCGGUGUUAGCCACGGGUCUCAGCGGUCUGUAUUCGGGUCUCCCGACUAAACUAGAGGUUUACAGCGAGGGCUGGUUCUGUCUGGAGAGACAAGACUGGCUGCAGCUUCCAGCGCUGUUACAGUUCCUCAACUCACUGCACUUCUGCAGCACUGUGUGCAAGGUGGCUCACCGCUCUAUCAGAGAUCAGCUCCUGGGCUACAUCUACAAUGGUUUUCUGGUUCCUGUCAUGGCUCCUGCGCUUCAUAAGCUGACUCUGGAGGAAGUGAUGACGACGACGGCGUAUCUGGAGCUCUUCCUGCGCAGCAUCUCUGACUCCGCCCUCCUCCAGACCUUCCUCAUCUUCAUCCUCAGACAUCGCCAUGACAACGUCAGCAUCCUGGACACGCUGGUCAGCAGGAUCAACACGCCGUUUCAGCUCGGUACCGUCUCUCUGGCUCUGUUCCGGACUCUGAUUGGUCUGUAUUGUGAAGAUGUCAUGCUGCAGUUAAUUCUCAGGUAUCUGCUCCCGUGUUCUCACCUGACGCACGCUGAGAGACUCCGUCUGCGAGAGAGAGACUGUUACUCCAUCACUGCGUCUGCGCUGCUCUCGCUCACACCCUCCUUCUUCAUUCACAAACCCUGCUCCUCUCCACCGCAGACGCCCAAACCCGACUACAUCCUCUGGUCAAAGGUCACCGAGGGCCUGCUGAGGGGCAACAUGGGAAUGGAGGAUCUGUUCUCAGGUGGAGAUACGGUCGGAUGCUCCCGAAUAACAGCAUCCGAGCCGCUGAUGCACAAGAACUAUCUUCAGUAUCUGUAUGACGCGCGCAGAUCCGUCUGUACGACUGUCCACGCGUGCGACGUGUGGUCGGCUCCGUACGACGGCCUCAAUCCGUCCCCGGACGAGUAUCAGGACGAGGAUGAGGACGAGCGUCUUCCUCGCUCUACUCCGCCUCCUCAAACUCCGACUCCUCAUCCGCCUUCGGAAACCAGCUCCACCGGCGACCGCGAGCGAGUCGGGACGAUACUCGAGCUGGAAUGGGACGAUACGUACGACGCUGCACCAGACAGGGAACCGACGCCCGACGUCCCGGACGAACCCCCGAAACACAUUCAGGAAAUGCGUAAAAACGCCAUCAUGCUGAUUAAAGGAUCUUAUAUAGAGGAGUCGGAAUUUCAGGACGACGUGUUGGUUUACAAUCUGAUCGCGCAAAAAGACGCUCGCGACGACCGGCGGAUGUUCAUCAAAAACGGCUUGAAUAAACCAACCCACAUUAACUACAUAAACAGCAAUCUGAUGCACGCUAAUCACACACUGAACCAUAAUCACGCAGAACAUCCAGAAUCCGAACCGAUUGUGAACGGACGUGGUUUUGAGGAGCAGAAAGCGGAAUUAGAGGGCGAUGCUGCACAUCUGGACCACAACUGCAAUGAGAGCAAAACGGCCGAAGCCGCAGGAGACGACUUCAUCUCUCAGUGUCUGGAGCUGAUUCGGGAUCUGGGAGGAGAGGAAGACUCUGUCGUGGAGGAUGAAGAGCAGCUCCAGCGGCUGCAGGAUCUCCUGCAUGGGGACGAGGAAGAGGAGCUGGACUUUAACUGCUUCUGUGAGGAGUGUGAGGGUGAAGACGAUGCGGAUGAAGAACUGAAUAAAGCCGAGAGCAGGAAACAUGGGAUCUCGUUUACAGGGCCGUUCAUCAGCGUCCUGCUGUCCCGACUGGAGAACAUGCUGGAGAACUCCAUUGAAGUCAACCUGCUGCUUACAGGGAUUUUAGCGCAGCUGGCCACAUAUCCACAACCGCUGCUGCGAGGAUUCAUUCUGAACACCAGACCCGCGUCUCAGACCGGCGCACGCUCACUGUACCAGGUUCUGCUGUCGGUGGGUUGUCAGAUUGAACAGCACGCAGCGUCCAAUCCGGAUUUUCCCGAGCUGGUCCGUGAAGCCGCCCAGUACCUGCUGCUCAAAGACCAGGCCUUAAAAGAGCAAGAGAGAGAAGUCCACCUGCAAGAAAACGCCGGCUGGUUCCUGAAUGGCCACGUCUCGGGUCGUCCAUGCAAACCUCUUCCUCCCUGCCCCAAAAUCCCACCGCAGUUAAGGAACAGAGUGUUCACUACAUUUCUGUUCGCUGAGUUCCUGAAGGAGCUGGCGGCCAUCGCGCAAGAGCACUCCAUAUUACCUGAGCGCACUGCAGAGGAGUGACACACCUCAGAUCGUGAGUUUCCCAUUCAUAUCACAGCUACAAUCAAAUGCAAACAUCUCUGGACACUUUCCCAUUCAUUUCCUAUGGACAGUCAGUUCUGACCUCAAAGAGCCAAUGUGUCUGGGGUUUUUAUGACCUCUUAGACUUAUAGAAGUUCAUUUUUUUUGAACCCCGGUUGUGUUGGGGUCAAAUUGUCCCACACUCAUUUUUAUAAACUGCUUGAAAUACUCUUUAUUUCUUACUGAAAUUUGGCAGAUAUUUUUUAUUUAGCAUCAUGAAUGUGUGUGCAAAGUUUCAGCACAUGGAUGUGUUUUGGAAAGGCUGUACAAAUACUAUUACAACUUUUGUGCUGGGUCAAAUUGACCCAUGCUCAAAUUUUCAAACUGCUCGAAAUACUGGUUAAAAUAUUUAUUUCUUCUUGAAAUUUGGUGGAUAUGAUUCAUUUAGCAGCAUGUAUGUGCAUGCAAAAUAUCAGCACAUGGAUUUGUUUUGGAAAGGCUGUACGGAGUUUGUUACGACUUUUGUGUUGUGGUUAAUUUGACCCACAUAUGUAUUUUAAAUGACUCAAGAUACUGAUCUAACUAUUUAUUUCUUCUUGAAAUUUGGUGGAUAUUUUACAUUUGGGGUCAUGAAUGUGCAUGCAAAGUUUCCGCACAUGGAUGUGUUUUGGAAAGGCUGUGCUGAGAAAUGUUACUACUUUUGUGUUGGGUCAAAUUGACCCACGCUCAAAUAUUCAAAUUGCUCGAAAUACUACUUAAAAUGUUUAUUUCCUCUUAAAAUUUGGUGAAUAUUUUUCUUUUACAGUCAUGCAUAUGCAUGCAAAGUUUCAGCACAUAGAUGCGUUUUGGCAAGGCUGUACAGAGUUUAUUAGGACUUUUGUGUUGGGGUUAAACAUAGCCCUACUGGAUUCUAUGCAAUUCACCAAAAAUCAACAAUCUGAAAAACAUUAAAGAUGCCGGUAAACAACGGAAGACCAUUGUUGUAGCUUCUCAAAGCCUAAAAUAUGAAAUACAUGUGAAUUUAUGAAAUUUAAGACUCAACGUUUACUCGAAAUUGAGUAGCUGUUUUUUUUUUUUUUAUCUAGUUGGGUUUCACAAUAAAUAAAAAAAUCUUUUUGUAAGUUUUUAGGAUCUCAAUUACUAGUCUGUUGCAGCACUGAAAAAGUGUGAGAAACUCAUUACAAGGGUUUGACAAAGAACAUUACAAUAAAACAUUGGGAGGUACAAAUCGCAAUCAAAACUACUUACACCAAGUACAAAUAAUGUUAGGUACUGUUUAUACUUGUAGUUAUUUCCACCUACAAUCCUACAAUGACAAAAACGUAUUUUGUGUCUGUGAAACAUGAAAAUAUCAAAAUGUGUGGUCAAAUUGACCACUAACACAAUAGAAAUAACACCAUAAAAAUAAAUGAGAGUUAUUACAUUUCUUACAUACUUUAUAUUUGUUAGUCUCUGACCAUCUACAUGAAUCUUUAGUGUUUUUAUGGUGUUUAUUUUUGAAAAAUUGCAUGAAAACCAAUGUGGGUCAAUUUGACGAACACACUCUAAAACUGUACUCAGUUUUUGAACACAACAGAAGGCUUAAACACAAUAGAACUGGUCAAAAAUGAGCGAAAAGCACAUUAGCGUUAACUUCAUUAGCAUACAGAUGAGCUCAAAGCUACAAACAUGCACUCGAAGCCACAGAAGAUUUAUUUGUUUGGUUUGGAGGUUCCGGUUUAUGGUUCACAUGAAGUCUGGUACGGUUUGUAACUGCUAUUAAAGAGAUCUGUACCUAAUUUGAGCAAGUGAACCUUCACUGAUGUAUAAUUUGAUGUACUGAAGGGGGUCAGAUGUCUUAUUUCUGUGUCUUUUAGCUCAGUUUUCAGAAACACAGCACAGUCUUCAUGAUAAUGCCUCUUUUAAAGGAACAGUUCACCUCAAAAUAAACACAUUUACUCAAAGAGUUUGCAAAGAAUCACCACUGAUUUUAAUUUCAGAAAACACAUAUCAAGCUCUAAAAUGGACAAAAAAAGCACAAUAUCAGACUCAUGCAGUAUAUUCCUAAGCACAUUUUCAUUUUUGCCUGAACUGUUGCUUUAACAACCAAACUCUUUUUGUCUUUUGUUGAUUCAGACUUUGUGUUUUAUAUUAUAUGGGUUGUUAUAUUAUUAUUUGUGUAUAGAUGAAUCACUGUAAUUAGUAUUUUAAACCUGUAGCAUGUUAUUUGUGUGUGUGAAGCUUCCUGUGACUGUGCAUCUUCUCAAAACUACAUAACGUUCAGACAACUCCUCAGAAAACAAAAUAAUGAAAUACAUUUUAUUUCCAUAAUGUGAACAUUUCUGAGAACAUUCGAUGAGAAAAUGCAGAUUACGAAGACAAGCUUUAAAAUGCACUGAACAUGAAUUAAGAAAGUCAUCAGAUUUGAUUAUUUUGAUUUCAUGUUGACUCUAAGCACUUCACAAAAAUAAUUUAUGAAAAUAGUUUCAUGUUGUAUUCCACUGAAUAAUCAGGGGAAACAUUUCUGUCCACCUGAUUUAUCUCAACACUGAAUUGAAGCCGAUGUGAGUUACGUGAUGCUUUUCAGAUCAUUUUUAGAAACAACUGUCACUGAAGUCACUUUAAAAUCUGUCAUUUUCAGCUACAAACUCAAACUGAGAACUCUAGAACCAAAAUCUGAAGAGAAGAAUUGAAUAACUCAAAUGUAACUCAAAAUAACAUGAGCAGGAUUUCAAGCCUUAUUUUGCUGUGCAUUUGUACAUUUGUUAAAACUGAAGGAGAAGAAGCUUUUUGAAAUGUUUUAUGACCUGUUAUGAUGUCAGUGUAAAGUUUUGUACACAUAUUUUUACAGAUCAAUCAGUCAGGAGGAGGACAACAGAAAUAUGGUUUGUUUUUAAUAUGAGCCUUUGUAAUAUUAUUCUGCCCCCUGCUGGUAAAAUAAAACUCCAUUUGUGGUGUAUACAGUA